AUGAGCGAGGAGCACGCGAGCAAGCAAUCCGUAGAGAUGAAGGAAGACAAAAACACCGUCGCUGUCGGCGCGGACACCGAGCUGGCAGAGGCACUGAGGAAUUAUGUACCCGGGACUGCGGAAGAGAAGGCUCUCGUCCGCAAGAUCGACGCUUUCUUGAUGCCGAUCCUCUGGAUAAUGUACAUUCUCAACUAUGUCGACCGCACAAAUAUCACAUUGUCAAAAAAACAGGGAAAUGCCAAGAUUGCGGGCAUGCAAAAGGACCUUCAACUUACUGACGAUGGUUAUGCUUGGGUCCUGUCAAUCUUUUUCUUCGGGUACCUCAUCUGUGAGGUGCCCUCCAACAUGAUUCUCAGCCGAAGCCGGCCGUCGAUUUUCUUGCCCGGUAUCAUGCUCGUCUGGGGCGCUCUCAGCGCCUUGAUGAGCAUAUCUAGCAACUAUGGCGCACUCCUGGGCUUCAGAUUCGUCUUGGGCUGCGUUGAGGCCGGUUUCUUCCCGGGUGUUUUGUAUCUGCUUAGUUGCUGGUACACCAGGGCCGAGUUGGGCAAACGCUUUGCCAUCUUUUACACUGCCGCCGUUCUCUCCGGUGCCUUUGGCGGUCUUCUCGCAGGAGCCAUCACUUCUAACCUCCACGAUGCCCACGGAAUUGCUGGCUGGCGCUGGCUCUUCAUAGUCGAGGGCGUCGCUACUGUCGGCGUAGCUCUCAUCGCUUUCUUCAUCCUCCUCGACUACCCAGCCACCGCGAAGCAGCUGACUCCGGCGCAGCGGCAGCUCGCUAGCAUCCGCAUCAUCGCCGACGGUAUCGCGUCAGGGGGCCAGAGCCAGCAUCGUCUGUCGCAUUGGCAGGCUUUCGUCGCCGCUGUUUCCGACCCGCGCACGUGGAUGUUCCUUGUUCUUUUCAUGCUCGACGUCGGCGCAGGCACCAUUUCGUACUUCAUCCCUACCAUCACGCUCACUCUCGGCUACGACACCGUGAAGGCGCAGUACAUGACCGUCCCCAUCUACGCCGUCGCGUCGGUCUGUUUGAACAUCGUGGCGUGGAGCUCAGACAAGCAUGGCGAGAGAAGGUGGCACGUUGCCGGCCCCCUGGCCCUCGGAUUCGCUUGCAGCGUCGUUUGUGCAGCAACCCAGAACGCCGUUGUGCGUUAUGUCAUGAUCUGCUUCGUCGCCGCGGGUAUCUGGUCCGCGCUACCUCUCAUCCUCUCCUGGACCAGCGGAACCAUCAGCCUGCCGGCGGAGAAGCGUGCUAUUGUGCUGGCCAUGGUCAACGCCUUUGGAAACUUUUCGAGUGUGUACGGAAGCAGAAUCUGGCCAAGCAAGGACUCACCUGCGUACCACGUCGGCUUCGGUGUCACUGCAGGGUUUUUGGGUGCGGGUAUGAUUCUUGCUGUCUUGAUUCCGAUCAUGGUCAAGGCGGUCAACUGGCAGGGCACGCAGGCGGAGAAGGACCUCGCUGCGGUGCAAGAGGCGGAGGACAACUAA
Messenger RNA from Colletotrichum truncatum, 1482 nucleotides. The record is from RefSeq and is a predicted model, not a curated record. NCBI's taxonomy places the organism in Eukaryota, Fungi, Ascomycota, Sordariomycetes, Glomerellales, Glomerellaceae.